AUGACGCUCAAACCAACUUUCAAGCCGACCCUUAUCCUUCAUGGAGGCGCAGGCGCCAUCCACCGCUCGACGCUCCCACCAGAGCUUUGGGCGAAAUACGAAGCGUCCCUCCUCACCUACCUCCGCGCCACAAGGCACUUGUUGGACAAUGGUGCCCGCGCUCUUGAUGCCGCCAUCCAUGCGGUCUCGCUCAUGGAAGACGACGAGCUGUUCAACUGCGGUCGCGGUAGCGUGUUCACAACUGCGGGAACAAUCGAAAUGGAAGCUUCAGUUAUGGUUACGACGGUGCGAGGCGAGGACGAUGUGCCAAAUAAUAGUGACACCAUGAAACGCGGUGCGGGAGUCAUCGGUAUCAGAAACGUGCGGCAUCCUAUACAAUUAGCUAGGGAAGUUCUUACCCGCACUGGGCAGGAUGAGAAUGGGGAUCCGAAGGGUGGAGAUGGAAGCCGAAAUGCGAGCAUGCAUUCGCAGCUCGCGGGGCCGUAUAUCGAAGAACUAGCUCGUGAGUGGGGUUUGGAGUUCAAGCCGGAUGAAUGGUUCUGGACCAAAAAGAGAUGGGAGGAGCACCGGAGGGGGUUGGAAAAAAGACAGUCGCAGGUUGAAUCGGAGCCAGUGCUUGGAUACGGCUACCCUAGUCAGGGCACUGUUGGAUGUGUCUGCCUUGAUCAGUGGGGUGACCUCGCUGUUGCAACGAGUACAGGGGGGUUGACGAACAAGUUGCCUGGUCGGGUGGGUGAUACGCCCACUCUCGGAGCAGGAUUCUGGGCGGAGACCUGGGAGGUGGAAGUCGGGGAUCAUUCCUCCUCUUUACCGAUGCGUCAGCCUGAAAGGAUGCAAUAUCGACAAUCUAGGGCUGAACAAAAUCCACUUCUUCGCGCGCGUCAAAAGUCCAUGUGGGACAUAACCCUGGCAGACUGUUGGCCUGAUUUUUACCAUUUCUUCAAGGACCGGCCUUCGUUCGAGACGGAUCCAUAUCUGGACACGACGGUUACUCUUGUGAAGCCUUCGCACCUGGACAUAAAGUCUAGAUGCCUCCAGUACCAGAAAAAAAGACGAGCGGUGGCCGUAUCCGGUACGGGGAAUGGAGACUCCUUCCUCCGCACCGCUGCCGCUCGCACCGCAUGCGCGAUGAUGCGGUUUUCACACGAGACAGUUAGUCUUGCGGACGCUGUUACGGCCGUUGCGGGAAUUAAUGGCGAGUUGCAGCGCUCGGCCGGUAGACGGUGGGGCAAGACUGGCGAAGGACAGGGCGGUAUCAUAGGAAUUGAGGCUGAGUUUGAUGUUGCGGCAGCGGGAUACGGCUUGCGCCGUGGGAAGGUUGUUUUCGAUUUCAAUUGUGGAGGGAUGUUUCGGGCUUGGUUUGAGGAGGGUGUAGACGGAAGUGAUAUUGAGCAUGUUAUGGUUUUUAAAGAGCCAUAUAGAUAG
Messenger RNA from Aspergillus nidulans FGSC A4, 1425 nucleotides. Its product is annotated as isoaspartyl peptidase/L-asparaginase. The record is from RefSeq and is a predicted model, not a curated record. The coding region runs from base 1 to 1425 and encodes 474 amino acids. The transcript has a single exon. Gene Ontology annotation, molecular function: hydrolase activity. NCBI's taxonomy places the organism in Eukaryota, Fungi, Ascomycota, Eurotiomycetes, Eurotiales, Aspergillaceae.